Molecule: messenger RNA, 1671 nt
Organism: Peniophora sp. CBMAI 1063
Lineage: Eukaryota; Fungi; Basidiomycota; Agaricomycetes; Russulales; Peniophoraceae
Source: the annotation of a GenBank genome assembly
AUGUUUGCUGCAGUUGUGUCGGGCGUUGGCGCAGUCUUCUACAUCAUAGCCAGCGUGUUUCCGCUGAUCGAUCCCACUUGCCCUUACCGCACACCUCUGUCGCGCUUUCUGCAGUUGGUCUGGGAUGCUGUACUCGUAGGGGUCUCAUGCGCGGGUUUGUAUGUCAUAUUGGUCUACCGGUCGGUGGCAAAAUGGAUCAAGAACAAGGAUGUCUAUCUUCCCGAUAUCAGCCCUUCCGCGCUCAAGGGCUUAAUGACGGACGAUGCUACCGCACCAGUCAUGCCCCGCUUGUUGAAGUCAUAUCUCAAGCGCGAGCCCGAUGAGAAACGGGAUCAGGUGAUCCAUCAAGCCUACCAUCCUCAAAUGGAACGGCUAUCCGUGUCUAUCAACGAGCUGUCGUACUUGACUACGUUUACGAAGCUUCAUCUGUUGGAUAGCCCGGACACCGUGCGCUAUAUGUCACGCAAUCUCCUCGAUAUGACGCGCGGCGGCAUAUCCUCGUACAUCUCUUCCCUUCUCGAGCACGAAGGCAUCAUGUCGAAGCUCUCUGCCGUAUUCCGGCACAUCGACUCUCCCCUUGACGCGAUAGGCGCAAUUCGAUUCCUGCAGAUGCUUCUACUCGCAAUCAAUGAGCUUGACCAGCUCAAUUCGAUAGAAGCUGUUGCAUCGAACGAGGACAGUCGAUGGGCCCAUCUGGAUGCGGUGGUCGGCUUACUGCCGGCAUUUUUCGAUCGAUACGGCGAACUCAACGACGAAGCGCUGGCACAGAGUGACGUCACUCUGCUCGCGGCGAGCGCGAGUCUGCGCUGGACGCUCGUCUUGGCCAUGGGGAGGGUUCAAGCGUGCGAUGGCACGAGCGGGGCCCCUGGCUGCUUCGCACAGUCGAGAUUGCAGCUGGUGAUGAAGAUGUUACAGAGAGUACCGAGUCUCCGCUUGUGCGCCGUCACAGCGCGCGAUAAGGAUGACAUCGACGAUCUCUUCAAUCCAAGAGAGCUCGACCCUCCGACAGACCACCGAGUCCAUUGGGCCAGGGCCAGAUACGUGCUCGCGUAUCGUAAUGCGUUCACUCUUCUUGAGGGCGCGCGUCGUUGUCACUGGAACGACGGUUGGCAGCACCCUGACACACGAUAUCUCCCGAAGGACACCCGGUGUAUGUGGGACUGGGGUGUACUCGUUGUCCCCAAUCGGGAACCCAAACCUGCCCCUUCUGCAGCUUUGCAUGCGGUACUCAGCGAUGGCUUUGUCCAGAGCUCCCUGGCAGUUGGUCCAGGAUUGGCCAUCCAUGAUGGUUCGCAACUUGAUACCAUCGCCACCAGUGCCCUCCGCAAGUUAGAGGGCAUCGUCGAUCGUCAUUUGUCUUUCGCACCUGUGCAGGAAGACACCGUGCAGGACCAUGGAGAGGAAGCCCCGACGUCCGAAGAUGCAGCGCAGAGUCGUACUCCUGGGGCAGCCAUGGCCGAUGAUACCUCACAGGGUCAGCCAACGGAUACGACGACGGAGGUGUGCUUCCAACGCUCUCCCGGUAGUCCUUCGCAUCAUUCCAGUUCGAGCAGUAGCGAUAGCGCCAAAGACGAGACCGGACCGCUCAUCAGCCCCAUCACACCUCAGGACGAUGAUCACGCAGAGGAGGCCUGGAAGAAUGUCCGGUCAGGCUUACACGGAACACACUGA